Colletotrichum higginsianum IMI 349063 is the source of this 1455-nucleotide messenger RNA. Its product is annotated as Aldehyde dehydrogenase. Gene Ontology annotation, molecular function: succinate-semialdehyde dehydrogenase (NAD+) activity. The record is from RefSeq and is a predicted model, not a curated record. The transcript has 2 exons. Lineage: Eukaryota; Fungi; Ascomycota; Sordariomycetes; Glomerellales; Glomerellaceae. The coding region runs from base 1 to 1455 and encodes 484 amino acids.
AUGUUAACUCAAACUAACGGUACCUCGACACAAGGGGGAUACACUGUCCCGUUCUUCAUCGACGGUGAAAAGGUAAUCCCUGAUAAAACUUUCGACGUAGUCUCUCCCGCCACCGGAAUUGCUGUCCACAAAUGUGGCAGCGCGACUGAGAAAGAUGCACUCGCGGCAGUUGACUCUGCUGCCAAGGCAUUCAAGAGCUGGAAGAAGACAACGUUGAUUCAGCGUCGAGACAUCUUCCUAAAGGCUGCUGCCAUAAUGGAGAGCCGAAAGGAAGAGCUGGCUCGCAUCAUGUCUGAAGAGACCGGCGCUGCUGCUGGAUGGUCCGAAUUUAUCUUGGGGCUAGGCAUUGGUUGCAUCAAGGACGUUGGCGGGCGCCUCGUCACAGUGGAGGGCUCCGUGCCAGCAACGAACGAUCCUAACAUCAGCGCACUCGUUCUGAAGGAGCCUUACGGGGUCGUUCUUGCGAUUGCGCCCUGGAAUGCCCCCUUCAUCCUCGGAGCACGAUCAAUAGCAUUCCCUAUCGCAGCUGGCAACACCGCCAUUCUCAAGGCCUCGGAGUUUUCACCAAGGACACUUGUCGAGAUGGUGUCUUGCUUUCAUGAGGCUGGCCUGCCCAAGGGAGUCCUGAACGUGAUUGUUCACGAGCCUGUCAACGCCGCGGCCAUCACGACAUCUCUGAUCGCCCACCCUGAAGUCAAGAAGAUCAACUUCACCGGUAGCACCGUCGUCGGGCGCAUCAUCGCCAAGCAGGCAGGAGAGUACUUGAAGCCCGUCUUGCUGGAAUUGGGAGGCAAGGCCCCAGCCAUCGUGUGGGAGGACGCCGAUCUCGACCUGGCUGCGGAUCAAUGCGCAAUCGGCUCUUUUCUCCACGGAGGUCAAAUUUGCAUGAGCACGGAGCGAAUCAUUGUUCACAAGAAGGUCAGCGAGCAGUUCCAGGCCAAGCUGUCUGCCUCAAUCGAGAAGAUCUUCCCGACAACAUCCGAUGCGCCGGUUCUCAUCAACACAGUCGCCGUUGAGAAGAACAAGAAACUCAUCAAGGAUGCUGUCGGCAAGGGCGCCUCCGUUAUCGCUGGCAACGUCGAUGCCAAGGAGACGUCCAAGACGAGGUUGCGGCCAAUCGUCAUCAAGAACGUGAGCACUGACAUGGACAUCUAUAAGACCGAGUCUUUCGGGCCAUCCGUGUCGUUCUUUGAGGUCGAGACCGAAGAGGAGGCUCUGGCGAUCGCCAACGAUACAGAGUACGGCCUGACAUCUGCUGUAUUUACGGAGGAUCUGCGCACCGGUCUGCGGUUUGCCAAGGAGAUUGAAUCAGGCGCCGUCCACAUCAACAACAUGACUGUUCACGAUGAGAGCGGCCUGCCUCAUGGUGGUGUCAAGUCCAGCGGCUUUGGCAGGUUUAACUCGACUGGUUUGGAGGAGUGGGUGAGAACCAAGACGAUUACGUUCCGGAACUGA